AUGUUUAGCGAGAACCAUCGGAAUUCUUCAACAUCCAUAACAACGCGUUUUCCGGUCGCGGUUUAUUUUGACCUUAAAGAAAAAUUUAUUUGUGAUCAAUCGUCGAUAUCAGUAAAACCUGACGAAGCUCUAAGCGAAUGUUUGUUAUCUGCAACUAUCUUGGCGAAAGAGGGUAUUAUCAAUCAAGAUCGUCAUUGUACUUACUUUAUCAAUAGUUUAGUACCGCAAAUAUUUCACCAUUUGUUGACAACAGAUCCUUAUCGCAAUCCCGGUGGUGAAGUAGCAAAAAACAUCUUUAAUAUACUUGAGAUUUUAAUCGAUUUGAUAGCUGCACGAUUAUCGUAUUUUCCUGUGCCAGUGAAUCUGUUGGAAUGUUUAACAUUAGCAUUUAGUUAUGAUACACUAUUUCAACGUAAACAUGUCAUGCAACCAUAUGAAAAAUCAAAAGACCUAGAUGAUAAAUAUAUCUUAACGUUCCCAGCGGUGCCAUUUUCAACGAGCAGACCAGGACAGAAUGGAUGGCUAUGUUCAUUGAUCGAUCGAUUUGUAAAAAAAAAUGGCGUUAUUAAUUUGAAAACACAAUUUAAUAAUGGAAAUUUAACAACGAGAGAAUAUACUGCAUUAUUAUCACCCUUUACCAACUGUUUGGAAUAUGUGAUCAGUGAUAAAUAUCGGCAAUUAUUCGCUUUACAUUUUGAGCAAGCUCUUGAACAUAUUAAAGGUUUAGUAAAAGCAGAUUUAGAAAUAAAGUCGACAAAAGCUGUGUUUGCAUUAUUCGGUACACUUAGAAAAGUAGCUUCUCAGCUUUUGAAGGAUCGUCUUGAAACUAUUGAAGAAUUGCAGCUGAAUUUUACCUUGAAAAUGAUACACUCGUCAAAUUCCAAAGCGAAAAUGGCAUCUCUAAAGGACGUGAGUGAAUAG
Didymodactylos carnosus is the source of this 921-nucleotide messenger RNA. The record is from the annotation of a GenBank genome assembly. NCBI's taxonomy places the organism in Eukaryota, Metazoa, Rotifera, Eurotatoria, Philodinida, Philodinidae.